AUGAUUUUCUCGCGGAGAAUAGCUUCAGUCUCACGACUGCUGAAGACUCUAGAUCAGUCCCAGACACGACGGGCCAGUCAAGCAGCAGGGGCUCUCCUGAACAAACCGAUAGACUUCAAGAAAACUUCUGUCUUACAUCAGUCACAAGCCAGUGUCAGAAAUGCUUUUGGUCUCCCGCAGGAUGCUCCUGUCGACAUGCUCAAUCUUCAUGGCGCCAUCAACUCUUCCCUCCACCAUGCCAUGAAAGUGGACGAAAGCGUCAUUCUAUUUGGAGAAGACGUCGCUUUUGGUGGCGUAUUUCGGUGUUCAAAAGGUCUAGCCGACGAGUUCGGUGCAAGCCGCGUCUUUAACACUCCCUUGACCGAGCAGGGUAUAGCUGGCUUCGCCAUUGGCUGUGCCGCUGAAGGCAUGAAACCUGUCGCCGAGAUUCAGUUUGCCGAUUAUGUUUAUCCUGCUUUUGAUCAACUUGUCAACGAGGCUGCCAAAUUUAGGUUCCGAGAGGGUGGGACCGGAGGCAACUGUGGAAGUCUUGUUGUCCGCAUGCCAUGUGGUAGCGUCGGACAUGGCGCCCUUUACCACAGUCAAAGCCCUGAAUCACUCUUCACCCACAUCCCAGGUCUCCGCGUCAUCAUGCCUAGGUCGCCAUCACAAGCAAAAGGUCUUCUGACAGCCUCGAUACUUGAGUCAAAGGAUCCCGUCAUUUUUAUGGAGCCGAAGAUUCUCUACCGAACCGUGGAAGAAUUUACGCCGCGUGACUCCUAUACCCUACCACUAGACAAGGCCGAUGUCGUCAAACAAGGCAAGGAUUUAACGGUGAUUUCCUACGGACAGCCAAUGUACCUAUGUUCUGCAGCCAUCGACGCUCUGGAAAAGGAGAUCAAAGGCCUUAACAUCGAGUUGAUUGACCUCAGAGCAAUCUAUCCAUGGGAUCGAGCCACUGUUAUGGAAAGUGUCAACAAAACUGGGCGUGCCAUUGUGGUGCACGAGAGUAUGUACAAUGCCGGAGUUGGUGCAGAAGUUGCUGCGAGCAUCCAAGAGUCUGCCUUCCUGAGACUCGAAGCACCUGUUGCUAGAGUUACUGGUUGGAGUACUCACUGCGGUUUAAUUUUCGAGAAGUUCAACAUUCCAGAUGUCACGAGGAUAUACGAUGCAAUGAAACGGACAUUGGAGUACUAA
This is a messenger RNA of Exophiala aquamarina CBS 119918, 1176 nucleotides long. Its product is annotated as 2-oxoisovalerate dehydrogenase E1 component, beta subunit. Gene Ontology annotation, molecular function: catalytic activity. Lineage: Eukaryota; Fungi; Ascomycota; Eurotiomycetes; Chaetothyriales; Herpotrichiellaceae. Gene Ontology annotation, biological process: response to nutrient; branched-chain amino acid catabolic process. The coding region runs from base 1 to 1176 and encodes 391 amino acids. The record is from RefSeq and is a predicted model, not a curated record. The transcript has a single exon.